Messenger RNA from Owenia fusiformis, 3973 nucleotides. The record is from the annotation of a GenBank genome assembly. Lineage: Eukaryota; Metazoa; Annelida; Polychaeta; Sabellida; Oweniidae.
CUGGAAUCUUUAGAGGGAAAGAUUUUAGCAGUCGAUGUAAGUAUUUGGCUGCAUCAGUACAUGAAGGGCAUGAGAGACAAGUCAGGCAAUCCGCUACCAAAUGCACAUCUCAUAGGUCUGUUUAACAGAGUAUGCAAGCUGUUGUUUUACCAGAUCAAGCCGAUAUUUGUGUUUGAUGGAGGUGUCCCCGCUCUCAAGCGCCAGACUAUGGCAGCACGUCGUCUGACAAAAGAAGUAGCAAACAGGGCUUCAAGUAAGACUUCAGAAAAAAUCUUGAAAAACUAUAUGAAGUCACAGGCGAUAAGAACCAUCAUGGCAGAAACUGGACAAGAACAGACAGCCCCAAUGCUGCCACCUACCUCCCAGAAUGCACCUGCAGAUAUUUAUGAUCUACCUCCUUUGCCAGACUCUAUAGAUGGUGAAGAUGACAUGGACUAUGAUUGGUCAGACAGACACGAGCGAUUGAAAGAAAUUGAGAAAGAAUAUCAGAACAUUGAAGCAAUAGACGUUGAGUCUGAAGAAUUCAAAGAUAUGCCACCUGAGGUCCAGCAUGAGGUUUUGAUGGAGAUAAGACAGAGAAGGAAAGAGAACUAUGAGGUUCAAGGAGAUUUACCAGAGGAUGCAAACGAUUUCUCAAGCUUUCAAAUCACCAAACUCUUAAAACAGAAUAAAUUGAGCUCUAAAAUUGAGGACUUGCGUAAAGAAAUGAAUUUGAAAUCUGUAGGUGCUGCCCCAUUGAAUUUCGACUUCGGGGAUGAAGUUGAGUCAAAUCGUGUGAUGUCAGAAGAUGCUGCACAUUAUGUUUUAAUAAAAGGAUUAAAGAAUGCUCCUCAAAGUAUUUACGACAUGGUGGAUGAAGAGGGACGGACUUUAAAUAUUAAUGUUGCCAAAGAACGUCUGCUGGAACUAAAGGCGGGAAGUUUGCCAUUUAGUGAAUAUGUGGAGAAUAAAAAGGAAACUGUUGAAAAUGAAUCACUAGAAAAAAGUGAACCUGAUAUAAUUGAAGACAUUUCCUUUGAAGAGACUGAGACUGGUUAUGAAAAAAGUACAAAAUCGGGACUGACUCCAUGGAAAGUGAAAAAAUCAAAACCGAUCAAACAAAAUGAAAUUUCAGCAACUAAUGAUGUGCAAACCUUGAACUCUACAUUGAAUACUUAUAAUACUGAAAAUAAAGAAAUAACGAAAAAUGUGAUAACCAUUGAUGAUGAUGAAAUCAAUGAAAAUGCCAAUAGAGUAGAAACAUUGAAAGAAGAAAAUAUGGAAAUGGAUUUUUCAACUGCAGGUGGCUUUAUACCGGAAAGUGAUAGUGAACAUGAAGACAAUAUGAGUGGAGGUUUCAUAAAUGAUACGGACAAUGAACCUAACGAAAUAACAAAUGAUGUAAAUGCUGAAGCUCAAAACAAUAUCGACUCAGCUCAAGAAAAAUCCAAUAAAACUCCAAUAAAAGCAGAUGCAAAUGAUGCAGCAACUCAAGCACGGUUAGACAUACUGUCCGCCUUGAAAAAACAGGUUGAGACUCUAAAAGCUGGAAACAUUGAAACCAAAUUUGACGAACCACUGGAUAAUGCUGAGUGUAAAGCUGAGGAAAAUCUACCAAUUAGCAGAAGUAGCCCUCAAUAUAUUCAACUUGAACUUCCCGAUGAGGAAUCAAACUCCUACGAUGCUAACAAUAAAGACAACCCUAAAGUCAAACAGGAAACAGUUGAAAUUGAUGAUGUUAGGUCUGCCAAAUCACACAUUGAGCAAAGAAAUGAUGCAAGAGUUGGAAAUCCUGAAAGAAAUGAUUUUAUACAACUGGAUAUUCCGGAUGCUGAUAUACAUGACUAUGUCCAAAACAUACCCAAGUAUGGUAUUGAUAUUGAGAACCAAUCAGAGAUGUUGAUUGGCCAAGACUCUAAAACUGACUCAGUCCAUCCCAAUGACACUGCAACGCCAACCAGUUCUCAGUCAGUUAUAAAAACUACUUCUAAUGAUGACAGAAAGAGGGCCCUGACAGAUGAUGAAAGUGCUGGAAAUCUGCCCAAAAGGUCAAAGAUGCCCAAUUCAACUGACUCAAGUUCUGACACAGAAAAAUCCAUGGUUAUAAAUAUUGAUUUGGGAACUUCAUCUCAGCCAGAUGUGGAUCUAUUUCCUGUGAGCCUCUUCACUACCUCAGAGCCUCAUCACACAGAGGAGAAAAGUAGUUCUCUGAAGGAUAUUACUCCACUGCAGGGAAUCACAAAUGAAGAUCUUGGGGAGAUGGCAAAUGAUCUUUACCUUGAAAAUAUUGACCUGGAAAAAAAGCGGAGCGAUCAGGAGAGAGUGGCGACAUCUAUUACUGACCAAAUGCACCAGGAGGCACAGGAUUUGUUACAAUUAUUCGGUCUCCCAUUUAUCGUAAGUCCAAUGGAGGCAGAAGCCCAGUGUGCAUAUCUCGAUCUAACUGGCCAAUCAAAUGGCUCAAUUACAGAUGACAGUGACAUCUGGUUGUUUGGAGCUAAACAUGUCUACAAGAACUUUUUCAACCAGAAUCGUCAUGUUGAACUCUAUAGAGGUGUAGACAUUCGUUCACAGCUGGCUCUGACUAGAGAAGACAUGAUAUCUAUAGCUCUUUUAUGUGGUAGUGACUACACCCCAGGUUUACAAGGAGUAGGAGCUGUUACAGCUAUGGAAAUACUUGCAGAGUUUAAGAUGUUAACAAAUGAGGGGGGAGAUGUCUUGCGUAAUUUCAAGGACUGGUGGACAGAGGCACAAACACAACUUAGAACACCCUUAGAAUCCAAGAUUCGCAGCAAACUGAGACGUUUGACUGUUACACCAGGUUUCCCAAGUGAUGCUGUAAGAGAGGCUUAUAUAGCACCUACAGUGGAUGAUUCCAAAGAGAAAUUCACCUGGGAUACCCCUGACCUUGACCUUCUCAGACAAUAUGCAAAAGAUAAGUUCAGGUGGCCCAAGGGCAAGGUGGACGAAAUGCUUCUUCCAGUUAUACAGAAACUAAAUGAGAAACAGACCCAGAAACGAAUCAACUCCUACUUCCAACCAGGCACAAUAGCUAGCAUCGGAAUUCCACAAAAACUGCAUAGCAAACGAAUAAAACAAGUUCUUCAUAAACUACAUGGGGAUUUCCAGCCAUCCCCUGAGACAAAUCAUGAUGAAGAACAAAGCAAAAAAUCAGCUCCAAAAAAGGCGGGAAAAACUCAAAAGAAGCAGACGACUAAAAGGAAAGCGCCAUCUAAAACAAGGAAUCCAAAGAAACCAAGGGUUGAAAAUCAGGGACGGAUUGUUGAGCGUAGUAAUUUGUCAGAAAGUAGUUCUGAAAGUGAGACUGAAACCACUGAUAAGUCUGACAAAGCUAAGGAACCUUCAAUUUAUGUUGACGAUGAUGAUAAUGAAGACCAAGAUGAGGGUCAAAGGUCAAACAAUGAAGCCUGCACUGAGAACACAUCACGUUGGGAUUAUUUCAAAGAUAUGAAUCUUCGUAAGCCUAACUACAAACCGCCAAGAAACCAGAAAAAACAUAGAGUGGUAAAAUCAACUUUAGGACGUAUUGAUUUUGAGAAAAUCUCCCAAGAGGAAAAUGAAGAUAGAAAACAGAAAGCUGCAGAGAUUUUGAAAAAAACUCGAACAGAUAAAAAUUUGAGAGAUAAAUCUUCAUUUAAAGAAGAUGGUAUAACUAAAGCUGAAAGUAUAAUUAAAAACAAACUUAAAAACAAAAAGAGGAAAUAAGACUAGCUUUUUGAAUGAAUGAAAUUAUUUUGUAUGCAUGAAAUAAUAACUACUUGAUGCCUUGGGGCCAUGAUUCAAUACACUGAGAAAAUAUUUAUAUGAAAUAAAUCUAUUUGUGAUAAUAUAAAUAAUUCAGAUUACAUUUUGAAAGUUAUAUGAUUAACAGACCCCAACCAAACGGAAUGACUAUCAUAGUCUCUUAAAACCUGCCCAUCUCUUUCGUUUCAUCAUCACAAUAGGUCAGAUGAUGAAAAAUGUAAAUGAGUCA